Messenger RNA from Astrephomene gubernaculifera, 2398 nucleotides. The record is from the annotation of a GenBank genome assembly. NCBI's taxonomy places the organism in Eukaryota, Viridiplantae, Chlorophyta, Chlorophyceae, Chlamydomonadales, Astrephomenaceae.
UGCUGGCCGCCCCCGCGGUGGACUGGGCGCUCAGCGGCAGCGGCCGGCAGGACAUGUGGAGACUGAUGGUGGGUAUUCCGGCGUUGCCAGGGUUAGCGCUUGCCGCGGCGCCGCUGCUGAUGCCGGAGUCGCCGAGAUGGCUGGUGGUGCAGAACCGACUGGAUGAGGCGCUGCAUGUGUUGGCAGCAACUAUGCGGCGGAGUAAGGGCAACGGUCGUGGAGGGCUUGCGUUUUGGAGCAGCGGCUACGAGCGUGUGGCGGAUACGGUAAGGUUCACUAUAAGACCCACGUCAUUUAGGCUAUGAUGCAAGAUUGGUUGGAGGGUUAACCCAGAAGAAUUUUAUUCGUGUGGCAAGGCAUUGAAAACAUAAAGCGAUUAUAAUGGGUUGCUUCAUGUUUGCCAGCCCAUCCAGCCCAGCCCGAUUAGUCAAGCCAAAACGACUGGAGGGUUGGAGCUUAGGUUACCUUCGUGUUAUACCGUGAUUCCAGGGGGCAUAUCCUACUGAAAGGUUCCUUUGCAUAUUUACAUCCAGUCCGUCGGCCCCCUGUCCUUACUCUAGUCAACCGCUAGCUCCGGAUCCGAAACCUUGCUUGCGAAACCUUGCUUGCAACGAAGUCUUUAUUGUGCAACUUUCAAUGCCGAAGAGACUGUGAUAACAGCAGUUGGCUUUAGGGUGCGCUGAACACAGAAAGGACCUUUGACUUUGCGUUUCGUUUCUGACGGAAGGCUCGUGAUAAGCAGCAGAAUGUCCCUCCUAGCCAGCCGUAAGCCUCUUGCUUGGUCGUCAGUUUCAGCUCACCGUGGCUUCUUACGAAUCGGCCAUCCUAGCCGCCUCUCCUGUGUCGUCGCCACGGCCGGCCGUCGUGUCGGCCAGGAAAACCGCAAAGCACAGAGCAAGGCCGAACCGCGAAAAUGCCCUUGUGGUUCUGGUGAACAGUAUCAAGAGUGCUGCGCUUCAAUCGUUUCUGGUGCUUGGGCGCGCACAGCUCCAGAGCUUGCCAGGGCGCGCUUCACAGCAAUGGUAUCUGGCAAGGUGCAAAUGCUGGCUGAUACAACACAUCCAGAAGCGCUUGAAGCAAUUGGCACCAAGCAGUCCCUGUUAAAGAAGAUGGACCAGCACAUGCGCAAGCGCGGCGUGGGCGAGCUGCUGCCGUCCCUCGUCGACUGCGUUCAUGGCCAGCAUCCGGACGACCCGAACAAUUGGAUUGUCGUAAUGGCCAUUUCGCUGGGCGAACCGGGCAUGGAGGAUGUGUACGUUCUCUACGAGCUUUACCGGAAGGACAACGGCCGAUGGUGGUACAUGAAUUCACCCAGGGAAAUUCCAAUCCUCGAGCAGUUUGCGGAGCUUGGAGUUCUUGGAGCGCUACCAUGAUGUCGGGCAAGGCGAGAUGGGGCCAGUGGAAGGGCUUUACGACUACAGUUUCCUCCCAAGUCAGCCGCGCAACCUUACCUCCGAGGCCGCGAGACUCCGCACACCAUGGCUGGUGGAUGAAUGGCCAGCGGAUCAGCAGCAACGAGAGCUGGGUUUACCUCGACACAGCGAAAGACCCGGAAACCGGGCGCACGGCUGCACAAGAGGCUGCUGAAUUUCACAAAAGCCUGAGCGAGUCGCUGCUAACCUCCGAGUUUGAUUACGAAACCUACUACUUCCGCUUUGGUCGCUUCCUUUGAGUGACCCGCCCGGCGAGGCGACGUAUUUCGCGCGGGGUUGCUUUGGCUGGUGGGGGUGGGUGUACUGGCCACUUGUGGUGGUGUUCUGUGUCUUGGGUGUGGGGUAGUUGUAACUCGUUUGGGGGAAGGGGUUAAGGUUGACGUGUAGUGCGUACGGCAAAUGACGCUUAGGCUGUGCUGCAGGUGCGGGGUGGCCGGUUGGAUGGGUGGGGGGCUUAUGGGCGCUGGGGGGCAUUGGAGCGGCAUGCGGGUUUGUGAGUGAUGGGGUUGUGGUGGAUUGGAACUGAGCGCGUCAAGUUUUUGCAGAGCUGUGUUACGGCCUCAGAACGGGAGUUGUUGGUUCGAAUGGCUGGUUGGUUGAACUCUAGAGUGUUCGCGAGAGUCUGUGUUAAUCAACAGCCACAGCUCACAAAGGGGGCGGCGUCCUGGCUUCAGACCUCUGAAGGCAGGUGCGCAGCGGGCAGCAGUGGAGGGAAGGGGGGGGGGAUAAAGAGAUGCCGGUAAAUAGUCCGCACUAAACGAAGCCAAGAUGGCUCCCAAACAACCACGGGUUUAUGUUCAGCCUUAUUAAAUACGGCUGUUAUACACACUUGGCAUCUGAUAACGGCUGUGCAUGCCAGGUUGUCAACCCCUCUUCCAUCCCGCUUGUCCUCUCUUUCUUUCCCUCCACCACGACCGCCUCCCAGUCCAUCCAUGUCCACUACUGCAUCCCCGCAUGUGUAUCCC